AUGCUGUUGUCGUUCUACGACAUGCUGUUCCUGCUAUUGUACUCGCUGCUGUACAUGCUGUCGAUUACUGCUGCAGAUGUGGCGGUGGAGGUGGAUGAGGGGGGAGGCUGCGGUGGCGGUGGUCGUACAAGGAGAUCUCUUGACAACCUUCGCAAUCGUUUUGGUGUAAAGAAAUCAGCUAAAGGUAAAUGGACAGCCAGCGGAACACCAGUAUCCCAGAGAGAAGAGGGAGCAGUUCGUCGUCAACGCCGUGUGCUUGAUACUUCGUCGGCUUACGUCCGUGGCGAAGAAAAUCUCGGACAUUGGCGACCACGAGGGAAUUCGCUCAUUUCCGAGCAUCAAUGGGAACUGGAAAAGCUUACAAGGCUUCAACAGGGCAAGAGAAAAGGAGAAGCCAAGACGCCCGUAUCACCAUGCGAACCUGUACGACCUAUACCAAGUGCUGUUACGCUCAACAAUAGGAGGAAGGUGAAUAUUAAUUUGCAGGUAGUCUAA
Messenger RNA from Cylicocyclus nassatus, 495 nucleotides. Lineage: Eukaryota; Metazoa; Nematoda; Chromadorea; Rhabditida; Strongylidae. The record is from the annotation of a GenBank genome assembly.